This is a messenger RNA of Paracoccidioides lutzii Pb01, 498 nucleotides long. RefSeq lists its product as hypothetical. The record is from RefSeq and is a predicted model, not a curated record. The coding region runs from base 1 to 498 and encodes 165 amino acids. Gene Ontology annotation, molecular function: kinase activity. The transcript has a single exon.
AUGAAUGAGACGGAGUGUGAGAGUAUGGCGCCGGUGGAAAUGGUGAGGGGGGAGGGGGGGGAGGGAACGGCGGCGACAUGCGCGGCGAGGAGGGAUAAGAUUGCUAGGUAUUUUCAUGUUGUUGGGGUCAGGCGUGUGCUUGUCACGUUGGGGGCGCAGGGGGUUUGGUAUAGUGCUGGGGAUGUUGGGAGGGAGGUACAAAUUGGGGGAGCGGAGUGGGUGAGGGCUGUUGGGGAGGUGCCUGCUGCGAAGGUGGAGAGCGUGGUGGAUACGACGGGGGCGGGGGAUACGUUUGUGGGUGGGUAUGCGGUGCAGAUUGCGCGGUGGAGGGAGGCGAAGGGGGGCGGGCGGGUAGGAGAGAUGACGGUUCAGGAGAGGAGGGAGUGGUAUGGGGACGUUACGGAGCGGGCGGUUAGGUGGGCCACGAAGGCUUCUGCGAGGUGUGUGGAGAGGGAUGGGGCGAUGAACAGUAUACCGUGGGAAGAUGAAAUUUUAUGA